UCUCUACGCAAGCUACUUGCGAGUUCUUCUUUCCUUUGCCGUCGUCUCUCCUCGUCUCAGAAGAUGUCUUCCCGCUGUCAUCCUGAUUGCCAACGAGCAGCUGCUGCCAAAGAAGAGGAUGAUUCUGCUGAGAGAGCUGCUACGGUAGCAGCUAAUCUGAUCAGCACUGCGCGAGUGAUCCUCAAGCUGGACCGUGAGUUUACCGAGUACUCAGCUCAGUACUUGGUGGACAACGCUCUUGUCGUGAAGGAACCAGUGCAGGGUCCACCACGCUCCACGUUGACUAUUGCGGACUGUCUUGAGCAUUUGGUGGACGUUACUUCUCCCAAGACCGAGGCCGAGCUGGAAGAAAUGGCAAAACAACAGCAACGACGCGCCAAGAUAACUGUCAAGGACUGCCUCGAGUGCGCUUUCAAGGAAGGGAUACCGAGGAGAGAGCAUUGGGCACACUUGGGAUGUGUGUCCAAGGUUCCACCAUAUGCUUCUCUCAUUCCUCGCGUUCCCGUGAAAGGAGAAGUGAUUGAGGCUAAGACACUGGAGGAUGCGUUUAAGUUGUUGCAGCAUGGACCGGUAGGAGCAAAGCUGCAUGUCUUCAGUCCUGAGAUCGAUCUUGCCGGAGAAGAUGGAGUUUACGAUGGCCCGUCAGGUGGUGGAACAAGCUACGUUGGGCUUAGAGACGUGAUCCUGGUAGCAGUGGACAAGAUCAAUGGAGAAGCUGUUGGGACUGUGAAGAUUUGCUACAAGAAGAAUACUUCGUUCAUCAAUGUGUCUUUGAGCCGUAUGUUCACCACACUGGCGCACCAUGGCGACGACUCUCAGACCAUUGCGCCGACGGGUCUUCUCGUUGACUUCAUCGUCCCUCGAUUGUCCAAGUGAAAACAAGAUCGUGGUGAGUAUCUAAGUAAACAAGAUGUUGGAUGAUCUUGUUAAGUAAGUGUCUAGUGAUCAAUGGUAUGUAAUAAGUGAAGUAAUCAUGAAAACCUUAGGCUAGUAGUUGUUGUUUGUGUGACUUGUUUGUCGUCUGAUGUUUAAAGCCUUGUUUUAGGAGACUCGUAUCUACCAGUAAAGAUGUUUGUGAUGAGUA
Molecule: messenger RNA, 1084 nt
Organism: Brassica napus (rape)
Lineage: Eukaryota; Viridiplantae; Streptophyta; Magnoliopsida; Brassicales; Brassicaceae
Product: protein HEAT-INDUCED TAS1 TARGET 4
Exons: 4
Coding region: 64-876 (270 amino acids)
Source: RefSeq, a predicted model, not a curated record